GUAUUUCAGCGUUACCCACCUUAUGCUAUGCUAGUUUCGCAGUAGUUACUGGUGGAGCAGUGUACAAAUAUAUAGAGUGUUUUGCGCACGAAAAGACCCUUUAAAAGUGCAUUUGCUGUCAUAAGAUCGCUUUUAGUUAUACGCAGUUCCUUAGGAGAGGUUCCCCGCUCUGACCUUUAUGUGAGGAUCUAGCCGCAGGGGAACGGGUCACAGACGGGAGGAGAGACUCGGAGCGACCGAUCGCAGGAUCCUGAUAUCUGAGCUUUUAUUCGGAGUCUUUGUAUCCAUUCCCUGACGAUAGGGAAUAACCACCGGGAACUGAGGCAAACACGGUCAACUAUCUGCAACACCAGGCUGUUCUCAACGUUGAAUCCACCAAACAAUGGAAGCGAUUGCUAAGUACGAUUUCAAAGCAACUGCUGACGACGAGUUAAGUUUCAAACGGGGGGAAAUCCUGAAGGUAUUAAAUGAAGAAUGCGACCAGAAUUGGUACAAGGCGGAGCUGAGCGGCAAAGAUGGCUUCAUCCCCAAGAACUACAUUGAGAUGAAGGCACAUCCGUGGUUCUUUGGCAAGAUCCCUCGGGCUCGGGCGGAGGAGAUGCUUAACAAACAGAGACAUGACGGGGCCUUCCUCAUCCGAGAGAGCGAGAGUGCGCCAGGAGACUUCUCCCUUUCCGUCAAGUUUGGAAAUGAUGUGCAACACUUCAAAGUGUUGCGUGACGGGGCAGGGAAGUACUUCCUGUGGGUGGUGAAGUUUAACUCUCUGAAUGAGCUGGUGGACUACCACCGCUCCACCUCAGUAUCACGGAGCCAGCAGAUCUUCUUACGGGACAUCGAGCAGGUCCCCCAGCAUCCAUCGUAUGUACAGGCACUUUUCGACUUUGACCCUCAGGAGGAGGGCGAACUCGGAUUCCGUCGUGGCGACUUCAUCCAGGUGCUUGACAACUCCGACCCCAACUGGUGGAAAGGCGCCUGCCACGGUCAGACGGGCAUGUUCCCCCGCAACUACGUCACGCCUGUGAACCGGAACAUGUAAAUAACACACAAAACAACAACAAAAAACGAUCCCACCCACAGAACCAAACCUGAAUCCUUUUUUGUCCCUGGGCCCCCAUCUCCACACACCAUCACACACACACACACACAUUCACGUGGACACACACACUAACUGCAUAUACACACACCUGCACAUCCGGAGAGAAGAAAUGGGCAGAAGAACAUAAAUCUUAGAUGGAAAGAAAGAAUGAAGAAUGACAAAAAUGAGGAGUGGAGAAGACCAAGGCGUAUCCUCUCCAGAGAAAAGCAAAAUGAACACACACACACACAAAAAAACAGCAACUUAAAAUAAUUCCUGAGAAUUUUUUAUCUUUCUUUCUUUCUUUUCUUUUUCUGACAACUUCCAUGAAAGCUUAGUCAUCACUGCGCCACCUAAACGUCUGUCUUCAGCUGGAGAAGCUUCCAGAAUGUUGGACAAAAAUCAGUUUGAAAGGUGCAUCACAACUGGUGUCCUAUCACAGUGGAAUGCCAAACCUGUGGCUUAGAUUCCCUCCACUGUUUGCCAUCUCCUCAGCUCUGAUUCUUUUCUUUUUUAAAUUUGUAUUAUUUUACCUUAUUUCUUUUGCUUUCUCCUUUUCUUCUGGGCUCUCUUCUUUUUCUUACUGCAUGUUGUAAUCACUUUAAUGGAUUACCAAUAAAAUCCUAACGCUGGUUUAAGUUAAAUCACUUCAAAAAUAUAUAUAUUAAAUGUAAAGAUAGAAAAAUUAUAAUUAAGAAAAGCCAACAAAAAUGGAGAGUUCCACCCGUCCUGUGAAUGCAGUAAAGGUGACCAGACACAGGAUCAUGGCUGCAGGAGCGUUGGACAUCAGCUGUGGGCUAUGUGAAGAAAUCACUUAUUGAGAGAAUCCAUUUUUUAAAGAAUAUAUAUUAUAUAUAUUUGUAUGUGUUUUGUCUGUUUCACCUUGCAAUUUUUUUUUUUUUUUUUAAAGAUUCUUUUUUUUCUGUCUAAAGUAUAAAUUAUGUUUGUGGAUGAGAAUCUAGCAGCUCUGGGACGUGCUAUAUCGUCAGUAUCAUUUUUGUGCAUUAUCUGAGAGGGUCAGAUAAAGAAACAAAGAGACAAAAAAAUGGCAUAUUUUAAUCAUCAAUGAUUCCAUUUUUUUAUAAUUCUUCCUGCUUAUAUAUAUAUAUAGAUAUAAUUUUUUUUAAGCUGAGCAAGAGAGUGUUUUUUUAUUUCCAAGACAGAAACAGGUGAGAACGAAUUAGGAUGAUGUUGGGAGCAUUCUAUAGUUGGUCAUUUUAAUGGGAAACCGGACCAGUGGCCAGAUGGUUUUUUUUUUUUUUUUUUAAUGCCAACCUAUUUAUUGCAGCCAUCGUCUUCUCGUUGCCGAGAAUGUAGCCGCCUGUCGGCAGACAUCGUCAUGAGGGAAGCACGGUCAGAGGGCUUUAAAAAAAAAAAACCAAUUGCCUCACACAAGCAUAAACCCAGUUGAGGUGUAACCUGUUUUUGUAUUAAACAGUA
Messenger RNA from Clupea harengus (Atlantic herring), 2515 nucleotides. It is a transcript of the gene grb2b, whose product is annotated as growth factor receptor bound protein 2b. Lineage: Eukaryota; Metazoa; Chordata; Actinopteri; Clupeiformes; Clupeidae. Gene Ontology annotation, molecular function: protein binding. The record is from RefSeq and is a predicted model, not a curated record.